AUGGAGGGAGAGGAGCAAUUCGAAGAUAAUGGGCUUCCUGGCCCUGGUGCCCCAACCCCGCUUUCCGCGCUCGACGGUGUUUCUGGCUUGACUGCUAGGGACAUUAAGUUGUUCGUGGAUGCAGGGUAUAACACUGUCGAGUCUGUUGCCUACACGCCCAAGCGGUUGUUGGAACAGAUCAAGGGUAUCUCGGAACAAAAGGCCACCAAGAUCCUAGUAGAAGCCUCAAAACUGGUGCCCAUGGGGUUCACAACGGCAACCGAAAUGCAUGCCCGAAGAAGCGAGCUCAUCUCGAUCACAACGGGAUCCAAGCGACUGGACACAUUACUCGGAGGUGGUGUUGAAACGGGAUCGAUCACGGAGAUUUUCGGAGAGUUUAGAACGGGAAAGAGUCAGAUUUGUCAUACUCUCGCGGUGACCUGUCAGCUCCCUUUUGAUAUGGGCGGCGGUGAGGGCAAGUGUCUUUACAUCGAUACAGAGGGAACUUUCCGUCCAGUGCGACUGCUUGCAGUCGCGCAGCGAUACGGUCUUGUUGGAGAGGAGGUCCUCGAUAAUGUGGCAUAUGCACGAGCAUACAACUCAGAUCAUCAGCUUCAGCUGCUUAACCAGGCCUCCCAGAUGAUGUGUGAGACGCGAUUCUCUCUCUUGGUGGUUGACUCGGCAACAUCUCUAUACCGGACAGAUUUCAACGGUCGUGGUGAGCUCGCCUCACGGCAGACCCAUUUGGCUAGGUUCAUGCGUACAUUGCAACGCCUUGCGGAUGAAUUUGGCAUUGCAGUCGUGAUCACAAACCAGGUCGUUGCCCAAGUUGAUGGUGGGCCCAGUGCCAUGUUUAACCCGGAUCCCAAGAAACCUAUUGGUGGUAAUAUCAUUGCUCAUGCCAGUACCACUCGUCUCAGUUUGAAGAAGGGCCGUGGUGAGACUCGAAUUUGCAAGAUUUAUGAUAGCCCUUGUCUUCCAGAGAGCGAUUGCCUUUUCGCCAUCAAUGAUAAUGGUAUUGGUGAUCCUAGUGAAAAGGACUUGGAGGAUAAGUGA
Molecule: messenger RNA, 1035 nt
Organism: Penicillium verrucosum
Lineage: Eukaryota; Fungi; Ascomycota; Eurotiomycetes; Eurotiales; Aspergillaceae
Product: recombinase RAD51
Exons: 4
Coding region: 1-1035 (344 amino acids)
Biological process (GO): chromosome organization involved in meiotic cell cycle; DNA recombinase assembly; DNA strand invasion
Cellular component (GO): condensed nuclear chromosome
Molecular function (GO): ATP binding; double-stranded DNA binding; ATP hydrolysis activity
Source: RefSeq, a predicted model, not a curated record